Neurospora tetraspora is the source of this 1572-nucleotide messenger RNA. RefSeq names its product major facilitator superfamily domain-containing protein. The transcript has 4 exons. Gene Ontology annotation, cellular component: membrane. Gene Ontology annotation, biological process: transmembrane transport. The coding region runs from base 1 to 1572 and encodes 523 amino acids. NCBI's taxonomy places the organism in Eukaryota, Fungi, Ascomycota, Sordariomycetes, Sordariales, Sordariaceae. The record is from RefSeq and is a predicted model, not a curated record. Gene Ontology annotation, molecular function: transmembrane transporter activity.
AUGUUCGGACUCGGCCGCCAGCGCAAGGCCGAAUCUGAGGCCUCAGCGCAACCCGUCGAUCAUCACAAUGUCGAUACCGUCGUCAACGAAGGACAAACGCGGGGAAAGACGAACUGGAAGAAUCUCAUUCCUGUGAUUGCUUGUGGCGCUGGACUUUUUUCCGAUGGGUAUAUCAAUAAUGUCAUCGGCUCCGUCGUCACCAUUUUAGACCGAGAGUAUGAGGACAUAUGGAGAAACUCGAACGCGAAGAAGUACGUGGGCGACAUUGCGUUUGCCGGAACGGUGGUGGGAAUGUUAUUGUUUGGAUAUUUAUCCGAUAAAUGGUCGCGAACAAACUCCCUCCUAGUCUCAACCAUCAUCCUCAUCAUCUUCGCCGCCCUCGCCGCAGGAAGUUACUACAAGGGCGACGCAAUCGGCAUGUUCAACAUCCUUACCGCCUGGCGCUUUUUCGUCGGCGUCGGCAUCGGAGGCGAAUACCCCGCCGGCUCCGUCGGCGCCGCCGAAAACACGGGCGAGCUCAAAUCCGGCCAGCGCAACAUGUGGUUCAUCCUGUUCACCAACUCGAUGAUCGACUGGGGUUUCGUCAUUGGCGCCUUUGUGCCGUAUGUCGUUUCCGCCGCCUGCCACAACGGCCACCUGUCGACCAUCUGGCGCACCAGUCUCGGGAUCGGCGUCGUUUUCCCCCUUGUGCUUUUCGUCUUGCGCCUCUUUGUGUCUGAACCAGAAGAGUUCCAGAAAAACAGCAUGAAACACGCCCGCACCCCUUACCGGCUUGUCCUCAAGUUCUACGGGUUCAGACUGUUUAUCGUGUCUCUGAUCUGGUUCAUCUAUGACUUUAGUGCUUACAGCUUCGGGAUUUAUAGUCCCAAGAUCGUCGCUAACAUAUAUCCCGAUGGUUCCCCCCUGACGACCAUCUUCGGCUGGAACACCGUCAUCAACCUCUUCUACAUCCCGGGAACCAUGCUGGGCGCUCCCGUCUCCGACCUCCUCGGCCCUCGCUACGCUCUAGCUCUGGGCGUCUUCCUUCAAGCCAUCGUCGGCUUCAUCAUGGCCGCCUGCUACUCCUCCCUCGCCCAACCCGGUCGCGUCGCCGCCUUCGCCGUCGUCUACGGCAUUUUCCAAUCGCUUGGGGAACUAGGACCGGGAAAUAACAUCGGCCUCAUCGCCGCCAAGACCUGCGCCACUGGUAUUCGUGGCCAAUAUUAUGGUCUUGCAGCCGCCGUGGGCAAGAUCGGUGCCUUUGUCGGGACCUGGGUUUUCCCUUAUAUCGAGGCGGCGGGGGGAGGGGAUGAAAGGUUGGCGGCGCAGUAUCCGUUUUGGGUGUCGAGUAGUCUGUGUGUCCUGAGUGCAGCAUUGGUGUUAUUUUGCUUGCCGCAUAUUGGGCAGGAUACGAUUCAAGACGAGGAUGCGCGGUUUAGGGCGUUUUUGGAGGAGAAUGGGUAUGAUACGAGACAACUUGGGUUGAGGAAGGGGGAGGAGAUGGGCAUGGGGGAGGAGGGGGUGGAGGGGGUGGAGGGGGUGGAUAAUGUAGAUGAUGUGCCGGUUGAGAAGAGGGCUAGUCCUACUCAGUGA